Molecule: messenger RNA, 1806 nt
Organism: Fragaria vesca subsp. vesca
Lineage: Eukaryota; Viridiplantae; Streptophyta; Magnoliopsida; Rosales; Rosaceae
Product: probable receptor-like protein kinase At5g15080-like
Exons: 6
Coding region: 265-1563 (432 amino acids)
Biological process (GO): protein phosphorylation
Molecular function (GO): ATP binding; protein kinase activity
Source: RefSeq, a predicted model, not a curated record
AAAAAGUUCUUUUUGUACACACUGCGAUGAUGGUGUUGAUGAUGAUGAUGCCUGCAAUCUCAAACAGCAACACCACCAACACUCCCAAAUUCCCACUCUCACUUUUUUCUUCUUCUCUCUUUUUUCCCUCUCUUAUUGUUUUGUGAUUUUGUUGCUUAUGGGUAGAGCCAUGGUGAUCAGUCUCUCUCUGGGUCUUUAUGCAUUUGUGGUAACAUAAUACACCCACGAAAAGCUGAGAGCUUGGAAGAGAGAGGGAGAGCCACCAUGGAGAAGAAGUGUGGGUGUUGGGCUGUUCUCAGACGCGGUGUUAGUGGUUCCUGCAAGUCCUCUGCUUCUAAAGAUUCUGCUAACUCUAUUCCUCGUACCAGUCUUGUGUAUGAUGCAGCAACUGAAACCAGGUAUCUAAAUGCUAGUAAUAGAGACCUCUUGCCCCCUAAUGAAGCACAACUAUCCUCAGAUACUCCCAAUCCACCACCAUCAGAUGAGAAGCCUACUCGCCAGUUGCUCCAAUUCAGUUUUCAGGAGCUGAAAUCUGCAACCGGGAACUUCAGACCUGAUAGCAUUCUUGGGGAAGGUGGAUUUGGAUUCGUCUUCAAAGGAUGGAUAGAGGAAAAUGGAACAGCACCAGCAAAGCCUGGGUCAGGGAUUACAGUAGCAGUUAAAAGCUUAAAGCCAGAUGGUCUCCAAGGCCAUAGAGAAUGGGUGGCUGAGGUCGACUUUCUAGGACAGCUCCACCAUCCAAAUCUUGUAAAGCUUAUUGGGUACUGCAUUGAAGAUGAUCAACGGUUGCUUGUUUAUGAGUUUAUGACUCGUGGGAGUCUUGAAAAUCAUCUCUUCAGAAGGACUAUACCUCUGCCAUGGUCCAAUAGGAUUAAGAUUGCACUUGGUGCAGCAAAAGGGUUGGCCUUUCUCCAUAAUGGUCAAGAACCAGUCAUUUAUAGAGAUUUUAAGACAUCCAACAUCCUGCUUGAUUCGGAAUACACUGCAAAGCUUUCAGAUUUUGGUUUGGCUAAAGCUGGGCCGCAAGGAGACAAAACGCAUGUUUCUACCAGGGUAGUUGGAACAUAUGGCUAUGCCGCCCCAGAGUAUGUAAUGACUGGACACUUGACCUCUAAAAGCGAUGUUUACAGCUUCGGCGUAGUUUUACUUGAAAUUUUAACAGGAAGAAGAUCGAUGGACAAGAAACGCCCAAGUGGGGAACAAAACCUUGUCUCUUGGGCUAGGCCAUAUUUAACUGACAAGCGAAAGCUUUUUCUUCUUGUGGAUCCUCGCUUGGAAUUGAAUUACUCCAUCAAGGGGGUACACAAAGUCUCACAGUUGGCUUAUGACUGCCUUCAUAGGGACCCCAAAUCUCGGCCUACAAUGGAUGAAGUAGUGAGGGUUCUUACUCCAUUGCAAGAUCUCAAUGACCUUGCUAUCAUGUCUCACCAUGCUCGUUUAUCUCAACAAGCAAGACGCAAGAAGAAACCCGAUCAUCAUGGAAGUCAACAGCAGCUGGCCUUCACCCACUCUAAGAGCAUCAGAGCUUCUCCAUUGAAUACUGGAAAGCAGCAACGUCGAUGAUGGCUUGGCCAACUCACUGCUAAAUGGGGUUGUGUGAGGACUUUUUUUGUGUUUGUGUAACUUUUGGGGUGCAUGUAGAAGGGACACAAUGGAAGAGGGGAAUUAGAUGCAGGUGAUCUUUUCUUCCAUCCCAUUUGCUUGCAUUAGACAGCUAACCGGGAUCAAUUUGGAACAAUCUCCAUGAUUUGUCUAUGUUUCUCGUAUCUAUGAUGUAAUUAGAUAAGACUGCUGAUCAUUUCAGAG